Messenger RNA from Pestalotiopsis fici W106-1, 1356 nucleotides. RefSeq lists its product as uncharacterized. Gene Ontology annotation, molecular function: ATP binding; ATP hydrolysis activity. Gene Ontology annotation, cellular component: mitochondrial inner membrane. The transcript has a single exon. The record is from RefSeq and is a predicted model, not a curated record. Gene Ontology annotation, biological process: mitochondrial respiratory chain complex III assembly; protein insertion into mitochondrial inner membrane from matrix. The coding region runs from base 1 to 1356 and encodes 451 amino acids. NCBI's taxonomy places the organism in Eukaryota, Fungi, Ascomycota, Sordariomycetes, Amphisphaeriales, Sporocadaceae.
AUGUCUGAAGCUUCGCCAACAACCUCGCUCCUCAAUCUCAAUGCCUUGCUUGACAACCCAGUCUUUGCUGGAGGCUUCGGCCUGGCGUCGCUCGGCGCGGCGCUGGCCAUGGCCCGCAAAGGCGCGAUUGCAAGUGCCGGCAUGAUCAGGAGGCGGCUCAUUGUCAAUGUCGAAAUCAGCAAAAAGGACCCAGCAUACCCCUGGAUUCUUGCAUGGCUCUCGCAGCCGCGCGAGUACACGUCGUUUCUCGAGAAGCGACUGACGCGAAUCAACAAGCUCGCCGUGACGACUGCAACCACGACGACACCCAAUGGCCCGACUCGUGCCAGCUUCUUUCUACAGCCCGGCUAUGGCAGACACAUUGUCAAACACAAACAUGCCUACAUCUCCGUGAACAGGGAGAAGCAGUCGACCUCGAACCUUAACACUGGCGAGCCCCACGAGACCGUCGAGCUCACGACGCUAUAUGCGCAUCGCCACAUUUUCGAGGACAUCUUCACCGAGGCGCGUGAGAUUGCGAUGCAGGCCAAUGAGGGAAAGACCACGGUAUAUUCUGUCCGCAAUUUUGACUGGGUACCCCUCGGCGAGCCCAAGAGGAAGCGGCCGCUGUCCAGCGUGGUCCUGGAUGAGGGCAUCAAGGAAGGCAUCGUUGGUGAUGUCAAGGAUUUCUUGGAAAGACAACAGUGGUAUAUCAAUAGGGGAAUCCCAUACCGAAGAGGCUAUCUGCUACACGGACCGCCAGGAAGCGGAAAGAGUUCUUUUAUUCAGGCACUGGCAGGAGAGCUUGAUUACAGUGUGGCCAUGGUCAAUCUAAGCGAACUCGGCGUCACUGAUGACAAGCUUGCGUUCUUGCUCACCAAACUCCCGGAGAGGACAAUAUUGCUACUCGAGGAUGUCGACUCGGCCUUUAUCAACCGUACCAAGCGUGGCUCCGAUGGUUACAACGGCCCCACGGUCACAUUCUCUGGCUUGUUGAAUGCCUUGGACGGUUUGUCGGCCAGCGAGGAGCGGAUUGCUUUCCUGACCACAAAUCACAUUGAGCUUUUGGAUCCGGCCCUGAUACGACCAGGUCGUGUAGAUAUGCUGAUACGGAUCGGGGAGGCAACUCGGCUUCAGGCAGCCCAUAUGUGGGAUAACUUUUAUGGCGAUGUCGAUCAGGAUGGUACAGGAAGAGAGCGUUUUCUGGCCAAACUGGAUGCACUUGGACUGUUUGCCGAGGCCAAAGAUGGAGAGCAGCCUCAGAGGACAUCUACGGCUGCCAUCCAAGGUCUUUUCCUAUUCCACAAGGAAAAUAUGGAAGGCUCCAUCAGCAUGGCCGACGCGCUCAUCCCACAAAAGUUCGAGGCCGAGCCUUGA